AUGGGAAACUAUUUUAAAACUAAACCUAAAGAUAAACUUGACAAAGAAAUGAUCGAAUUUCUUAAAUCUCGUAAACUUUAACACAUUAACGAAGCAAUCGAUGUUGUAAAUACUAAAUUUCCAUAUUCAAAGUAUUUAGAGUAUAGUGAUUAUUGCGAUGUGUUCAACCCAAUAUUAGAAAUUUGGACGUAAAAUGUAUUCUAACUGUUGUCCUCUAACUCUUCUCUAGAAGGAUCUAAUGAUAUUUAUGAAUCAUUAGCAGUCUUUACUAUAUUUAGCGACGAAGAGUAAGAACUUAAAUUACAGUUCAUUUUCCAAUUAUUUGACACUGAUAAGUCAGGUGAAAUUGAAAAGCAAGAGCUAGUGGGUGCCUUAGAAAAAUGCAUCCGUGGUUUAUGUAAAUUAGUACAUUUACCUGCUCCUUCAAUAAAGGAUAUUGAUUUUUAUGCAGAACGCUUAUUUCUAGAAUUAGACAGAGAUUAUAGCUAUACAAUCUCGUUUAAUGAGUUUAAGCUAUGGAUUAUAGGAAAUUUUGAAUUAUAAGACUUUCUUUUAAAAUACGCACUUAUUUAAACAUAUGAAAAUGCAACCAGAAGAUAUAAAGAAAAGAGGAUUCUCUAUGAAAACUUUUUUAUCAAUGCAGUUGGAAAUGACAAAUGUGACGUAUGCGAAUUAGAAUUAAUUAAACAAUUAUUUUUGACUGAAUUCAAUAAUUAAUAAAUAGAAAUUCUUGAAUUGCUUUUUAAUACUUUAUAGGAUUCUUCUAAUGCUUACUUAGAUAAAAAGAAUGACGGAUGGAUAUGCAAAUAAGCAUAUUAAGAUGUAAUGAAUGCUUGGGCUGCUUUUGAUGCCUCUGAUAUAAACUAAGAUAAUGAGGUUUCCAUGUCAGAGUUGAAAUAUUUAAUAUAUGCAUAUGAAGGAGACAAACCAGAUUAUUAUAGAUUGCAAACAGAAAUGGAGAUUCUAGAUAUGGAUCAAUCUGGAAAAAUUACAAGAGAUGAAUGGAUUAAGUAUCUUUGUGUAAAUGAAAAAGGUAAAUUUGUUUUUAGAGGAACACUGCAACAUUAAUUUAAUGAGUAUGAUAAAGAUCACAAUGGCAUGCUAUCGAUUAAAGAUAUCAAGGAUUUAUUGAAAAAUUCAAUGAAAGAUCUAAGAACAAGUUUUAAGAAAUUAAAUUCAGCAUUAAAUUUUGAUGAUAUGGUUGAUGAUUUGAUAGCGGAAAUAGCUAAAUCACUACAAGAAGGAAAUUAAGAUUAACAUUCUUAUUAAAAUUAACUUUUAUUUCUUUCUUGGAGUUAAUUUAAGUCAUUUAUGGAAAAAGCAACCCUUAAACAGGAUUAACUUCGCUAGUAUUUAGCAAAACUUUGA
Molecule: messenger RNA, 1368 nt
Organism: Paramecium tetraurelia
Lineage: Eukaryota; Ciliophora; Oligohymenophorea; Peniculida; Parameciidae
Exons: 5
Molecular function (GO): calcium ion binding
Source: RefSeq, a predicted model, not a curated record